AUGGUCUCCUCCAACAUGCUUGACCUGCCUCAAACGGCUCUCCCAAUUGGGAGCUUGGUCGUAGUCUCUGGCGCUAGCGGUUGCAUGGGCAGCCACAUUUGCGAUCAACUUCUCGGACUAGGCUUUAGAGUCAGAGGCAUUUCCCGGAACGUGAAAACGUCUGGAUGGAUCGAGACUAUGUUCACGAAGACGUAUGGCCCCGGCAAGUUCGAGCUUAUCGAAGUUCCCGACUUCAGUGCCCCGGGGGCUUUCAAUGCCGCUGUUAAAGGUGCCCAUGGAGUUGUUCAUACGGCAGCCGACACAAGCCUUGACUUGAACCCUGAUAACGUCGUUUCCCCCAUGGUAUCCGCCGCCAUCGGCAUAGCUGAGGCGGCAGCUUCUGCGCCUUCUUGCAGCAGGCUUGUUUACACUUCAUCGUCGAGUGCAGUGGCCGAUCCCGCCCCAGGCAUCGUUCGAAAAAUCACCAAUGAAACGUAUAAUGAAGAAACGGUUAUCGCUGGCUACUCGCCCGAUCUCCGCCAAGAUCUUGUUGGGGGUCAUACUGUCUAUGCUGCUGGAAAGGUCAAGACAGAGCAGGCACUGUGGAAGUGGUAUCACUCGAGGGCUCCUAGCUUGGUUAUGAACACAGUCAUCCCAAGCCCUUGCUACGGCGAAGUUCUUUAUCCUAAAAGCCAGGGCUUCACUGCUGCAAUGGGGGUUUUAAAGAUGCUAUGGGACGGGGAUGGCUCCGAGGAGAUUGUGAAGAUGUUUGAGUCACAGUGGUUCUGCGAUGUGAAGGACGUGGCCAGCCUCCACGUCGGAGCCUUACUGCUACCCCAAGUUAAAUCUGAGAGGCUGUUUGCGUACGCUGGGAGAUACACGAUCAACGACUUCUUGCGAAUUUUCAAGACCGCCUAUCCUUUGCGGGAGUUUCCGGAGGAGGCGGAGAACAUACUUGAAGAUGCGACAGAGGUUCCAAAUGAGAGGUCAACUGAAGUGCUGAAGCUGUUGGGUCUCAAGGGUUGGAAAAGCCUGGAGGAGUGCCUUGAGCCUGUGACUAAGCAGUUUGUUGACGCAUCUGGUUGA
Molecule: messenger RNA, 1065 nt
Organism: Colletotrichum gloeosporioides
Lineage: Eukaryota; Fungi; Ascomycota; Sordariomycetes; Glomerellales; Glomerellaceae
Product: Aldehyde reductase 2
Exons: 4
Coding region: 1-1065 (354 amino acids)
Molecular function (GO): oxidoreductase activity, acting on the CH-OH group of donors, NAD or NADP as acceptor
Source: RefSeq, a predicted model, not a curated record